This is a messenger RNA of Amphiprion ocellaris (clown anemonefish), 5764 nucleotides long. RefSeq names its product calcium channel, voltage-dependent, alpha 2/delta subunit 4a (gene cacna2d4a). Lineage: Eukaryota; Metazoa; Chordata; Actinopteri; Pomacentridae. Gene Ontology annotation, molecular function: voltage-gated calcium channel activity. The transcript has 41 exons. The record is from RefSeq and is a predicted model, not a curated record. The coding region runs from base 622 to 3999 and encodes 1125 amino acids. Gene Ontology annotation, cellular component: voltage-gated calcium channel complex.
GAGUAGGAAGAGAUACUCUGGAGAGAGAGGAAGUCCCACUAUCCAUCCAUCAAUCCAUCUGCCUUCCCCUCCAUCCGGCAGCGUUUCCAUCUCCAAGCAUGAUGUGAUUUUGGCUUUUUUGGAACCCGUGUGGGCGAGAGGUCAGCAGAAAGGGACAGCAGGAAAAUCUGAGGAUGCAGCAGGAUUUCUUUUGGGAAUAUGUGUUGUCUGUCUGGGAAUAACACACCGCCUGAUGAGUGAACUCGUGUGAAGUUUACCAGGACGUCCCAAGUCUUUCGUCACUCUCUUUUUUUUUUUCAUCCCAUAGAUCCAAGUGAGGAAACAUGGAAGACAGAAGUGGAUGAUGAUGGGGGGAAUAGAGAUCAGAUUAAGAGCCAUGGAGAGGGAGGUGUAGGUGAAUAUGGCGAGACUCCUUUGUGACUGCUUUUGCACAGAAGUGACCUUUGACUCUGGGGACAAAAGCUUGCUAGACUCUUUUGUAUGUGUGGAUAAGCAGCUCAGCUGACAUCAAAUCAUCCGUCAGACAUUUUUCAUUCAGUGGUGUUUGAAUUUGAACUUUCUUCCUGGAUUCACAUGACACUUUAAAGCAAACAUGACAGAUGUGCAACAAUCACUGGACUGAUGCAGAUCGCAGCAGCUGCAGGGAUGAACCGCUGGAGUCUGGGAAGUGCUGGGAAUGCCAUUAAAUUGGACAGAAGUGGGCCACACAGAGCAAGGCUGAUGAUGCUGAUGUGGAUUAUCCUCUCCGGCUCGCUGUGCCUGAUGGUCGACGGCCAGAUGAAGCUCUCACCAGAAACGGUGCAGAAGUGGGCCGUGUCCUUUGGCAAAGAGAUCGCUUCUCUGUCCACCAGAUACUCAGGAGCAAAACUUCUGCAGAAGAAAUACAAGGACGUCGAGGGUGCGGUGAAGAUCGAGGAGGUGAAUGGAGAGGAGCUGGUGAAGAAGUUUGCAGAGGAAAUGGAGGAGAUGCUCGGGAGGAAAAUGAAAUCUGUGAAGAGUUUAGCAGAAGCAGCAGAGGAUGCUGAUCUUUACCAUGAGUACAAUGAAACACUGGAGUUUGACUAUUAUAACUCCAUGUUGAUCAACACGGUGGAUGAGGAUGGGAAUCCAGUGCCACUUGGUGGAGAAUUCCAACUGGAGGAAAAUGAACAUUUCAGUAAACUGGCGGUCAACACACAGCAGAGUAACAUACAAGUUCCUACUAAUGUGUACAACAGAGAUCCAGAUAUUGUAAAUGGAGUCUAUAUGUCUGAGGCUCUGAAUGACAUUUUCAUCGAUAACUUCCAGAAAGAUCCAACUCUCACCUGGCAGUAUUUUGGCAGCUCUACAGGCUUCUUCAGGUUGUAUCCAGGAAUCCAGUGGAUUCCAGAUGAAAACGGUGUGGUCACAUUUGAUUGCAGAAACAGAAACUGGUACAUCCAAGCAGCCACUUCCCCUAAAGACGUGAUAAUCGUGGUGGAUGUCAGCGGAAGCAUGAAGGGACUCAGGCUGACAAUAGCCAAACACACCAUUAACACCAUCCUGGACACACUGGGAGAGAAUGACUUUGUUAACAUCAUAGCAUACAGUGACUAUGUUCGCUACGUGGAGCCCUGCUUCAAGGGAACUCUAGUCCAAGCAGAUCUGGAUAACAGAGAGCAUUUUAAGCUUUUAGUAGAGGAGCUUCACGUCAAAGGAGAAGGAAAAGUGAAAAAUGCAAUGAUGGAAUCUUUCAAGAUCCUGAAUGAGGCGGCUGCACUGGGGCAGGGCAGCCUCUGUAACCAGGCCAUCAUGCUGAUAACAGACGGAGCCAUGGAGGAUUUCCAAGAUGUUUUUGAGAAAUUUAACUGGCCAGAACGACGAGUUCGAGUGUUCACUUAUCUAAUUGGACGCGAGAUGACAUUUGCAGAAAAUGUGAAAUGGAUUGCCUGCAACAACAAGGGUUACUACACACACAUCUCCACGCUGGCUGACGUCCAGGAAAAUGUUAUGGAGUACCUCCAUGUUCUCAGCCGGCCAAUGGUCAUCAACCACGAUCAUGAUAUCAUCUGGACAGAGGCUUAUAUGGACAGUGUGUUUCCAAAUAAAGACGAGCUGUUCAACACUCAGGCCCAAAGCCUGCUCCUCAUGACCUCGGUAGCCAUGCCUGUGUUUAGCAAGAAGAAAGAGACUUUGUCUCAUGGGAUUCUGCUGGGAGUUGUAGGAACUGACGUGGCCUUGAAAGAGCUGAUGAGAUUAGCUCCGAGAUACAAGCUGGGUGUCCAUGGUUACGCCUACCUCAUCACCAAUAACGGGUACAUCCUCUCUCAUCCCGACCUGCGACCUCUGUAUAAAGAGGGAAAGAAACUGAAGCCUAAACCCAAUUACAACAGCGUUGAUCUGUCAGAGGUGGAAUGGGAAGACACUGAAGAAAAGCUGAGGACAGCCAUGGUUAAAGGAGAAACCGGAACGUUGUUUUUAGACGUGAGAACUUCAGUAGAUAAAGGAACAAGAGUGAUGUUCUUGAGGAAUGAUUACUUCUACACUGUCAUCAAUGAGACACCAUUCAGUCUCGGGAUAGUGUUGAGUCGGGGAUAUGGACAAUAUAUCUUCAUAGGAAAUGUCUCUGUUGAAGAGGGUCUUCAUGACUUAUUGGCUCCUGAUCUGACUAUAGCCAGCGAGUGGACCUACUGUGAGACAGACAUUGACCCAGCUCAUCGCAAGCUAAACCAGCUGCAAGCAGUUGUGCGAUAUCUCACCGGCAAAGAACCAGAUCUGGAGUGUGAUGUGCAGUUGUUGCAACAAACUCUCUUUGACGCUGUGGUUACGGCUCCUAUGGAAGCUUACUGGACUGCCCUGAUGCUCAACACAUCUGGUAUGGAUGACGGCGUUGAAACAGCUUUCUUGGGGACCCGGUCAGGCUUGAUGAGAUUCCAGAGGUACACUGGUAUUGAGAAAAGAAUUGCCAAGUCUUUCCUGACCUCCACAGACAAGGAGAAUAUGUUCACGUUGGAUCAUUUCCCAGUGUGGUACCGCAGAGCAGCUGAGUACCCAGCUGGACAAUUUCUAUACUACAUGCCCAGACAGGAGACGAGAGCAGGGAGGAUAGUAAUCGCUACCACUGCUGUCACUGUGACCGUGGGCAAGAAAACUGCCAUCGCAGGAGCUAUUGGAGUCCAAAUGACACUGGAGCUGAUUGAGUCCAAAUUUUGGGCCAUUGCUGCACAGCCAAAUGACACAGAUUGCUCGGGCGUGGAGGGAAUCUGUCCUCUUCGCUGUGACAGUGUCGACAUCGACUGCUACGUGAUUGAUAAUAAUGGCUUUGUCCUAAUUUCUAAACAGCGCAAUGACGCGGGAAGGUUCUAUGGAGAGGUUGACGGCUCAGUGAUGACCACGCUGAUCCGAAUGGGCAUGUUCAAGAGGGUAUCCUUGUUCGACUACCAGGCCAUGUGUAAGAUCAACUCGCAUUCUGUCAGCAGCGCCCGGCCACUUCUCAGCCCCUUCUAUGGUUUGGCUUCAACCCUCAAGUGGUUCCUCUCCAACUUCCUACUGUUUCUCCUGGAGUUCAAUAUUUGUGGCUUCUGGCACAUGGAGCAUUUCGCUGAAGCCAAACCACCUUUCAGCGCUUCCUCGGCUCACAAGAAAAAAGGGGACAUCCUGCAGCCAUGUGACACCGAGUACCCCAGCUUCGUUUACGAGCCAUCAGUCAAAGAGACCAACAGCAUUAUAAAGUGUGGACGAUGCCAGAAGAUGUUUGUAGUGCAGCAGAUACCAGACAGCAACCUGCUGAUGCUGGUGGUGCAGGCAGAUUGUGACUGCUCCAGACAGUACUCACGGAUCACCAUGGAGCCCAAAGAAGUCAAAUAUAUCGCAUCAGUGAAGUGUGACAGGAUGAGAUCUCAGAAGAUUCGCCGACGCCCUGAGUCCUGCCACUCUUUUCACCCACAGGAGAACGCAGAUGACUGUGGAGGCGCUUCUUUUAUAUCACUCUCAACUUCCCUCUUCUUCACCUGUCUCACCUUCGCUGCACUUGUUUCCUGAUGAUGGACAACUUUGCUGUUUGGCCUUCUCUCAAAAGCAGAAGGUUGGAAAAAAUCGAGACAACAGUUGGAACACUGUGCACCAACACUGGAUUUUUUAUUUUUUAAAGGCAAAACAGAUACUUUGCUCAUAAACCUCUGCUCUCUUCAAGGACCUUUGAUGUGGUUUACAGUCUGAAGUGAACUGAAAACUGAAGACAAAAAAGCAAGUUAAUGGACCGUUGUUGCCAUGGAUACUUUUCCAUUACUUAUCAUGCACCGCUUGGCAUCUCAGAAUGAAAAGAGACUGAAGAGAUUCAGGUGGUGGCCAUGAUGUGCAUUUAUAAAAGGGGAUUAUGAGUCACAGGGUGCAACAUGACAAAGUCCAAGGGAGAAAAAGCCUGUUACUCAUUUCCCGUAAUCUACUGAGCUGAAUAUUGCAGAAACACAUGCAUAUUAUAUAUGCGGAUGAAAGCAUGCACACUUCCAAACACAUCCACAAUGCUUUAUCCACAGAUUUUGUCAUAUUGUUGAAUAAUUGCAACUGAGAAGAGGGCUAUAGCGGUAUGGGAGGAAACACUGUUGUGUUGCUGGCGAGAGUCAUGUUUUACAUGGUUGUUUACAGUAUUAAUGGAUUAUUGAGGACGGAUUUGGUGGAUAAUGGCUCAGUGCCUGGAAAGUAGUCACAUUUGGGCUUUAUAGGCAAAGGUAACAUGAAUAUGUAGUAAAGUUCAACAGAAUUAGGGUGUCAGCCGCUUCAGGAUCUACUUUUUUAGUUUUUACUUGGAUUAAAUCCAAAAAAAUCUUUGUUUCUGUGAUGGUUUUUAAAACAAAUGUCUGUCUGCCUUUUUGUCUUUCUGUGUGUGUGUGUGUGUGUGUGUGUAUAUAUGUGUGUGUGUGUGUGUUUGUGUGUGUGUGUGUGUGUGUGUGUGUGUGUGUGUGUGUGUGUGUGUGUGUGUGUGCGUGUGCGUGUGCGUGUGUGUGUACAUACUGGAUGUAAUUCUGUCUGUCUAUUAGGCUCGACAUGUGUAAACCAGAAGUGUGUAGAUUCUCACAGGGUGUAAUUCUACAAACAGUAUAGAUUAUUUUGCAUUUAAAACUGCAUAUAGGUGGUUUAGAUUUGACUUUGCAUGUGCUUGCCACAAAGGAUAAUUUGCGCUUUCACAGAAACAUUAAAAUCUUUUGAGAAUCAAAACAAAUUUUACAUGUUUUUUGCUGGAAACUUAGGCUGAAGUUCCUGAAUCUGCUGCUUUACUUUCCAUGAAUAAAACUCUGAAUUCAAAAUUUCAUCAAUAAAGCAAAACAAAGCGGAUACUAGCUUUGAGAAACAACGAAGAAACUUGGUAAUAGCUUAAUUGCUGAAAAUAUCAUGUUAAUACAAAUGUAAUCUCAUUGUAAAUCUAACUGCAUAUGGUAUUUUUGUACACGUUCAGCAUUUCAUUGCAUUUUGGCCUGUGACCAUCAAUGUACCUUUUUCUAUGGUAUUUUUUAAUCACCUUACAAAGCAUGUCCUUAAGUUGAACUUACACUGAUGACAAAAUUGCCUGAGAUUUUUCCUCUUUAUGUUGUUGAUUCAGUCACAUAUCAUGUGUGUGUGGAUGUGCAUCAUAACAGUACGCUCUGUGGUGGUGAAGUUAUGAAAGUAAUUUAUUCAUCUGUCCCAUUUUUAUUUGUUCUUUCCUCUGUACAAUAUUCUGUAUAUUGUAUGGUUGACAUGACCGCAUUAACUGAAGCCAUGAUUUGUACAAGGUCAAUUAAAGUAUCCACAUGUUUUAUUUUGUACUCAA